GUGGCGGACAGGAACACGCUGAGAGAAGAUUAUCGCUUGGCGCUUGUGAAAGAGGUGUUUCCAGGAGAAGACGGAAGAGUGCGACGAGUGGCUAUUCAGUACGAAAGUUAUCGAACUGGGGAAAGAGCUCAUGAGUAAAGAGGUGCAAGAGACACUGUAGUCUCGAGAGCAGUCACGUCUUGCCCUGCUUGUUCCGCCGGAGUAAAGCCUGUAACUGAAGUCAACAAAUGUAAGGAAUGUGACAAUGAACAGUUUGCUGAACUGAUAUUUAGCGUUUGGUUUUGUUUUGCUUAAGAAGUGUUAUCGCAGCGACCCCCACCCUCCCGUUGUGCUGGGAAUAUAGCUUUAAGUGAACGUUUACUCGCUGCGAUUAGUUUAGAGUUCGCGGGGUGUCGUUUUUUUACCCAUCGUCCCUCGCAGGCGUGUCGAACAUGUGCUUUUCCAAAAGAAAGGGCGCCGCCAUAUUUUGCGCCUGGAUUUGUGUACAAGUUUCUUUCGUGUUUCACUAGGACGGUAUUGAUCUACAAGCAGCGUAUAACGAGCAAAAUGUUUUCAUAAAUUUGUUAUGCAGGUUUUACCACUACACUAAAGUCACUUCAGUUAUGACAAUACUACACUAUAUCACACAGUAACGCCAUCAGCAGACUACAGCUCGUUUUAAUUCACUUUAAUUUGGGGUACAUCUAAAACACAGACUCAGAAGACUGAGCCGACACAGUGUGGUGUAGGGUUAUUGUGAUAACUGAAGGGAUCUGGUUCCCAGUGUCUAAAUUCAUGGUUUCUUUAUCCCAGUGAGAAAGAACAGGCUUGAUUGCAUUGUGUUAAGGUCAUUGAGACCAUAGUCUCGACUGAAUAAAUGAAUGAUGUCUUUGUAAACAUUCACAGGAGGAAUGCUACAUGUAGAGCCAGAGUCUAUCUGUUAGCUAACAGGAAUCCUUUUCUUAAUUGACAGCAGUAGGUUUGAAAAAGCUUUCCUCUGCUCAUGGUUUUCGGGUUGAGUGCCCCGUUUUUGUCAAUAACUUCACAGUAGUGAUCCUUCGCCAUCUUCCUCCACUCUCAGUACAAAUGGUUUUGCGGAUGAUUUUGAUUGUUUUUGAUCUGAGUGUUUCUCUUGCAAAAUCCCUUUUUGGGAAUGUUUACUCUUCUUUGAGUCUUGAAAGUGAUUUUUGAUAUUCCACUUUCUGUAGACUGUUCCCCACGUGGGGCCGAGUUUCUUGUCUAAAAAGCCAUGAGCUCCCAUUUUACUGGCACAACGAUUACAAAAAGGGACUUUUUUAGGCUUAUUUUCAGAAACAGCUUUUAUGCUCUCCUUUGCAGGAGGUCGGUUCGCACUACACUUAAAUACUCUUGAACUUUAAAUUAAGUACUUUCAUAAGCCUUGCCAAUUGUUAAAGCUUCACCUCUUGUUCUUUCGGUUGUCUAUCAGAUACACCGUAAAAAGAUAAUCUCCACCUUGUUUAAUCUUCGUCUACAUAAUUGCAGUCUCUGCAGGGGUUGUCUCUCCAGGUUUUUGCAGUCGUUCUUUAAAUUUCGUUUAGAAGCAACAAUCUCGUUACAUUCUGGACUUACUGCUCUCUCUAACUUCGUCCCGGACAUUGCAGUUCGUAGUCGUAAUACAUCGUCACCUUGA
Porites lobata is the source of this 1630-nucleotide messenger RNA. The record is from the annotation of a GenBank genome assembly. Lineage: Eukaryota; Metazoa; Cnidaria; Anthozoa; Scleractinia; Poritidae.